AUCUCACCACUACACAGGUUACGGUACACGGCUGUUCUCAGAGGGGGUGUUUAUGUAUUUGGAAAUAUUUGCAUUGUGUCUCAUAGAUGAGUAAUUAGAAAGGCUCCGAUUAUUAUUUUUUUUGAUGAUCAUUCUAAAUAUUAUUGUUAUUUUAGUAUAUGCACUGCCGUUCAAAAGGUUGGGGUCACCCAGACAAUUUCAUGCUUUGUAAGAAAACACUUUUAUUCAUGUGCAAACCGAAUUGUACAUGAGUUUUUAUUCAUCAAUUAGCCUUUCAACACGAUUUACAUGGGAGUGAUGGUUGCUGGAAAUGGGCCUCUGUACCUCUAUGUAGACAUUCCAUGAGAAAUCAGUCGUUUCCAGCUAGAAUAUGAUAACAGCCUCAACAUGGACAGCCUACUGCUGCCUUAUCAUUAUAUACAGUGCUCUGUGUGUUGUUCCUCUUGUUUUCUGUUUUUGCAUAUUUCUCAUACUUAACCCACAAAACACAAAACGCAGUUUUAGAAUUACAGUUUUUUUUAAAGAUUUAUUGAAAACCUAUAUCACCCCAGUGAAAAAGUCAUUGCCUCCCUUAACAUUUGUGAUAACUUGUGAUCAGUCUUCUACAUGGUCAUGGAGGAAUUUGGGCCCACUCUUUUUCUGCAGCAUAGUUUUAAAUCAGUCACAUUAAAUGGUUUUCAAGCAUAAACUGCCCUUUUAAGGUCUUCCCACAUCAUCUCAAUCAGAUCCAACAAAUAUUAGUUUACUCAGUUUUUUAGGUACAAGAACUGUCAAACAUUCACAGGGACACACAUGUACUAUCGCCAUAGAACAGCGUGUGUCGCAGAUAUAGAAUGUAUAUUAAAGAAAUAAAUUUAUUAUACAGUCUAUGGUCGCAGAUAUAGAGCUCCGUGUGUCUGAUCACGUGACAGCAGCUGUAGGGAGAAAGUGGCCGAAUCGCUUCAGUACCAAGCGCGCGCUCCUGCGCGAGGCGGACAGGUUUUUGGACAACCGGUCAUGUGACGACUGAGCAAACAUCUGGCUGCCGUGAAGCUGAAGAUCAUCAGAGCAACUACCAGAAUGUGACCAGCAGAUGGCAAGAGAGUCUGUUCUUCACUGAGAUUCUCAACCCUAUUUACUUAGCUUUCUCUGGGGAAUUUUAUCACGCAACACAGGAAGGUAUGACAGUGAUUUCAGACAUUUAUAGUAGGGAAACGUAAAACUGAAAUAGAGAAAUGUGUCUGCGUGACUUAACCGCGGCUCUGCCUUCUCGUCGACCUACACAGGCAAGACUGUGCAGGUUCAGAAAUACAGUCUAGGCAUUGUUAAUAUGGUAAAUGACUUUUCUAGCUGGAAACGGCUGAUUUUUAAUGGAAUAUCUACAUAAUAGGAGUACAGAGGAACAUUUCCAGCAACCAUCACUCCUGUGUUCUAAUGCUACAUUGUGUUAGCUAAUGGUGUUGAAAGGCUAAUUGAUGAUUAGAAAACCCUUGUGCAGUUAUGUUAGCACAUGAAUAUAAGCGUGAGUUUUCAUGGAAAACAUGAAAUUGCCUAGGUGACCCAAAACUUUUGAAUGGUUGGGUAGUGUCGGUAAACAGUUUGGAUACACAGGUGUUACAGAAGCAACACCAAAGAAGCCAAACAUUAACUCUCAUUGGUGUUUAACAUUAGGUACUAGCUAAAAGAAAAGCGCAGCAAGCUGACAUUUUUUUAAUUUUGUAAUUUUUAGAAUGCCUGCUCUCCCUGUACACUAGUACAGGGAAAGUAGUUUAUUAUUUAUAGUAUUUAUCAUUGUGACCCUAUUUAAAUUUUUAGCUUCAAAAGUUUUGUCGCAUAUAGUGACUUCAUAAGUUUUUAUUAGGCACAUAUAGCUAGCUAACUGUUACAAACAUGCUUAGGGUCUGCAUGGAUACAUUAUGCAACAGACGUGAGAAAUGUGCAGUGUCACUUAGAUGUCAAAUAAUUCAUGUUACUGCAAUAAUUGCAUCAACUUACAGUAAUUUCUUGUAAAUUGAAGAGUAGGGCAUUUGCUCAAGUGUAAAAUUAAAAGCUCACAGUAUAGAUUUACUAUAUUAAAAAUGCAGGGCUCACAGUAUAAAGUCAGGGUAACAUGAGUCAUUACAACUUUCAAGAAUGCGAUUCAAAAUGUAUAUAUUUUUAGUACUCUAUCCACCUUUUUUAAUGACAAACUCAUCCUCCUCAGCAUGUUGAAUACUUUUCUGCUUUUUGCUGGGGAGGUUGUGUUGCUCUGCCUUUCUCUUUAUAGUAUCCCAAAGGUGCCUUUUUGGAUUCAGGUAAGACAACAUAUUUGGCCAAGUCGUAGUCUUCAUACAAGGUAUGGAUUAUGAAAGAUUUUUAUGAAACAAAAAAGAUUUUGAACAGGUGUGGAUGCAUGAUGACAGAGAAGGCCCUAUGUUUGCAUCCGUUCAUCUAAAUUAAACCUACCCCUUCUGCCAUGCAUCCACGAUAACAUUCUCUACUGAUUUAUAUUAUAAAACACCAUACUGCACAAGCCCUGCGAUGGACUGGCAACCUGUCCAGGGUGAAUCCUGCCUUUACCCUAAGUCAGCUGGGAUAGGCUCCAGCUCGAGACCAGACAGUGGAUGAAGUGGUGUAUAGAAAAUGGAUGAAUGGAUACUACUCAAAAUAUAAUGGGAAAUAAUUAAAAGGAAACCUCAAAUACAUGUACAGUGUUCUCAAGACACGACGACUGUCAAACAAUUAUCUUUCUUUAUUAGUUAUAAUGUAGGCGUACAGCAACCUAAAUUUGCAAUGAUUAGCUGUGUUAUGAGACGAAAAAUAUGCAAAACUGUAAAGAAACUGAUUAAUACUGGAAGGGACUUUCUGUUCUUAACUCAGACCCUUAAUUCAUUGAACUCUAGUGAACAAUGACAAUGACUGUAUGCUUGUUAGGCCUUCCUUCCAUAUUUCAUAGAUGAAAUGGUUAAUGAAGAAAACUAAUAUAUAAUUGAGAGAUUAAUCAGUAAUUUCUCUCAUUGUUAGUUACAGUCCUGUCAAGGAGAUUCCUCACUGGCUUAAAAAAUAUCAAAAUGUAUACAAUAUGGAAAUUAGUCGGUAUGUAAAACUGUUAAAAUACAUUUUAAGUUGUUUUAACUAAUUUUUAUAAUCUGGAAAAGCAACACAGAAUCCAGCAAAGACGGAAGGCCAGGUCCAUAUGAGGACAUGCUGUAACUAACAAUGGGGGUGAUGUGGGAUUGAGUAGGGGAGGCAGUCAUCGAUGUUGAAAUCCUUCUACCUGAGGAGAGGCUUGCAGUGACAGUGAGUACAAGUGGUCCUGGUCACAGAAAGAGCAGUUAGUAGCAAGAAAAAGGAACUCAAGCAAGCAACACAAGGGAGAUUUAGAAACUACUAUGGUUAGUAGACCAUCUAGCAACAAGUGCCUGAAGAACUGGUGUCUUUGACUUGAGGAACCAGAGGACUGACAGGCCCACUCAGGAACAGAGCACAGAGACGGAACACUACAAAUACAGUUGCCAGUAUAAACCUGCAGUUUUGCACAGUGUGUUACCUUAUGCUAUGACAUACAGUUUAUCAAACAUUUAACAGAUUAAAAAUAGUUAAUAGUGACAGCCCCAGAAAACUCUUAGGAUACAGAUAUUGAAGUAUGCAUUUUAGUAGUACAGCUCCUAUGUCUUUCUUCAUGUUAAUGCUAAAAUUGACCCUAAACACUGGAAAGCUUUUGCCCACUGAAUAAAGAAAUGAAAUAAACAAUUUUAAAUGUGCUUUCAUUGAACAAAUUGCACAUGAAUACUCAAUCAAAGGAAUAGAACAUUAGUAUAACCAAGGCAUUAAUCUAUAAGCAUUGCCACUCCUUUUCUUUUAAACUGGACAAAAACAUCUCUUGACAUUUUAUCACUCUUCUGUUCUUCCUCAGCCACUAGGCUGGCUAACUCACAGUCACCACCAAACUGACAUCAGUUAGUAUAAGGGUAGCUGACAGCUAGCUGGGGCUUUAUCUGACUGACUAAAUGAUGUCAAUAUAUGUGCCUGUGUAUUGAGGGCUUCAUCUGAUAGGUCCAAUGUUUGCAUCCAUGGUACAUGUAAUUGAAAUGAUUUCUCCUAGUCAUUACAUUUUAAGCAGGCAUAGUCAUCAUUAAAAUUCAUUAAAAUCACUUUAUUCUACACGUGUCAUUGGCAGAAUUGACAAUCAACCAAAAAUCCAGUGACUUUUUGCUUGAACUGGACUAAACUGGACACUGUGCUUUGUAUGAAUCAGAGAGGAGUAUAGGAACAAAUUAAACAUAGAAGUAGUAAAGUAUCAUUAGUGUGUAGAGUUCUCAGAGAUGCCACUUUACAAUGAGAAGUUACCACACAUUUCCUUGCUCAUCUCAUACGUCUUUGAAUUAAGAAAUAAAGUCUCAGCUUCUCCUGCUGGAAAAGAGAGAAAGACUGUCCUGACCAGAAGAAUACCAGUCUCUGUCGUUCAUUCAUACCCCAAAAAUGACUAAACCCUCUGGUUUAUCCUGUGAAUAGAAACUCUUGUCAUCAUUUAGGUGUGAGUGAGUAGAUUGGUCAAAAAAAUGCAACUUUGACAUAGGUUAUUGUUUGCAUUUAACCAUGCUUAUUAUCUUUAACUAGUUUCAGUAAAUAGGUUUUGUGCAAGGCAAUUUCUGUGAAUCCGUUUUGUGACAAUUUUAGAAAGCAUUGACAUUGUCCUUUGGCCAGUAUGAAUGUCAAUUCUUUGUUAUUUAGUUUGAGAACCUGCUGCUUUCAAAUCAUUUUAUUUUGAUAAUUUGUAAUGACUUUGUAAGUGUGAUUAUGUGACUGUCACUUCUAUGUAUAUUUUUCUUCUAGAAACACUCUGGAGAUGACAGACGGCUCAGAUUCAGACGAUGGCUCUUUAAGCUUGUUGCAUGAUCUCAGUGCCUCCCAAAUCAGAGGGGCCAAUGAGGACAUGGCCAUAACUGAUUUCAAUUCACCGCUUGGCAGUAAAGUAAUGGAAAAGGAGAUUAAUCAGCUCAAAUCAGCUGAGCCUGGGAUGUCCACCUCCAUCCAGUUGAAAGCAGGCUGUGGAGAGUCUUCAAGAUUAGCAAAUGUCUCGCAUUAUGUGAAAAUUCCUAACAAAAUGAACCUUCACAAGAGGAAUGGGACAGGAGAGACACUUCUGCACAAAGCAUGCAAGAGAAAAAAUCUGGCAAAAGUCAGAAUGCUGAUUCAUGCUGGGAUCAGUGUUAACACGGAGGAUUAUGCAGGCUGGACAGCUCUCCAUGAGGCUUCUGCUGUUGGUGAUGUGGCAGUGGUGGAGGAGCUAUUGAUGGCUGGAGCUAAUGUUCAUGCUAGAAGCUGUCAUGGUGUCACACCCCUACAUGAUGCUGUUUGCAGUGGACACUAUCAGGUGGUGAAGCUUCUGCUUCAGUAUGGGUCAAAUGCCAGUGACAGGACUAUUGAAGGCCUCAGUGCACUGGACAUGGCAAAGGAGAAGAAAAUCACAGAGCUGCUCUUAACUUCCCAAGCAUCUUCUGUUUCACAUGAGACAUCUUGCAAAGCCCUUGCACAAUACAGACAACCAGGUGCCUCAUCCUCAGAGCCUCAUCACCACCAGGAGCUUUCCUGCCAGAGCAAUUUCAGACCGAGACAUGGUGACACAGUAAUCAUGCAAUCUAGAGAAUCAAGUGGCAGAGACAGAGCCAGAGACUCCAGUGACAUACAGCUGGGAAAGAAAGGCAUCACCACUGAGAAUGUGAGGUAUUCCGAGGCCAUAACGGUGAUUUUGGAGCUGGUUGGGAGGAAGCAAACAGAAAUGUUGACUUGGCCUCUGACGGAACUGAAGGAUGCAGAUAUAUACCGUGCAGCUCUGACACAGAUCCAGAGUGUACUGAUUGAGCUGCUCACCAAGCAGCAUUUGGAGAAGGAUUAUCUUGCCCAAAAAUUCUGGGGUACAAAGGCUCCCACACUCACUGAUGUACAGAAGGAGAACGCCGUAAGGUGUCAAAGCACCCUACCACUACUCAUGCCAUCUGAAAGGGCUCUACAGCUGCGGUUGAAGGUGACACUCAGAGACUGGCCUUUGUCGUAUCACUUCCUGAAUGCGGAGGUUGGAAUAAAUGCACUACAGAGACAUCUUGAGGACAGUGUUCAACACUGCAAGGCUCGUUCUUCUUGGGAAAUGCUGACAACAGAAGCAGCCAGCCUAAUGAAAAUCAAGGUUGUCCAUUUGGUGGAUGAUGAGGAACUACUGCCAAAUGCCAUAAUGGACUGUUACUGGGACAGACUUGUAAUGAAAGGUUAUUCAGAGUCUGACUGGGAAAGUGAAAUUUUGUAAUUAUCUCUCCCCAUGUUGGUCCAUAAUUGUUCAUUGUGAAAAUUUUAACUUGGUGAAUUUUACCUUUUCACUCGUUGUUGGACCUAUUGACUUGACAUUUGUGAUAAAUGAGAAUACAAUGUGAAUCCCAGUGAUUAACAUUCAAAAGGCACCUAAAGUUAAUUAAAACAUUUCAUGGCAUUUAUUCAUUUUUGACAUGAGUUUGUCCUUAUAUUUGUGCUUUAAAGUUCAUAAAGACACAUUUAACUUUUUCUUGGUUGGAAGUUCAUCUGAGCAUUGUUCAGUUAUCUAAUGUUUGCUUUGUUAAAUGACCACUUUAUUUGCUACCACAAUUAAACCAAACAAUAAAGAGAAUGAAAGUUUUAAAAGAUGCCUUGUAUUGUGUGUAAUUAAAUGUUUCCUGUGCGGGGCCCUGUACUGGAACACCGUGUGCUUCAGUUUGACAACAUGAGUAAAAUGAUGGUAGUUUUGAUCAAGAUCUGAGAGGCGCUGUCCUAAAUCUUUAUUGAAGUUUUCUUCGCGGUGUUGAAGAGUGGUGUUUACUAUGGAGU
Amphiprion ocellaris (clown anemonefish) is the source of this 6813-nucleotide messenger RNA. Its product is annotated as ankyrin repeat domain-containing protein 31-like. Bases 4808 to 6262 code for a protein of 484 amino acids. The transcript is spliced from 10 exons. Lineage: Eukaryota; Metazoa; Chordata; Actinopteri; Pomacentridae. Gene Ontology annotation, molecular function: protein binding. The record is from RefSeq and is a predicted model, not a curated record.